CCCUACAUGUCUAGUGGCAGCCACUAAAGUCACAUAUGACCCACUCACUGGGCUUGGGUUAGGCGGGCCCCUUGAAUUUUGGUGACAGCCCUGCAUGCAGAAGGCUCUCAUGACUUCUCCUAUUGGCCACAUUCAAGUUUUAAAUGUGAAAGUGCUAUCAUAUAAAGGGUAAAAAAAAGUCACUGUCUUCUCACAGGAAAUGACACUGAGUGGCACAUGACUAUCAGACCAGCCACACCAUAUAUCAGCUACUUUAUACAAAUAAAACUGACAGACAAAAGCGUUCAGAUACAUACAAUGGAAAUAUCUCAGAGUGUUUAUGGCAAUAUGAUCAUUGAUGGAGCAGGGGAGAUGAACAAGGACGAUGGAGAUGAGCUGAAUAUCUAUAUCAAUGCAGACACUGUAAGCAGUCAUGAUGUCAGGACAGACACAGAGGACUCAAAAAGACACCAAAAAUCUCAACACAAAGGAAGUGAGUAUGUGAGGAACAGAAGCUUCAGAGCAGCUACAGUGUGUUUGGGGCUACUGUGUGUUCUUCUGCUUGCUGCAGUCAUAGUGCUGUGUGUACAACUCAAUACAAACAUUCACCAGUGUCACAACAAGAGCACCGAAGAGAGACACCGACUACUAACCAAUAAUACCAUUCUAAAGGAAGAAAGAGACCAGCUACUCAACAAUAAAAUAAACUUGACAAAAGAGAUGGAUGAAUUAAUAAAAGAGAAAAACAACUAUAUGAACCAAAGUGAAAAGUUGAAUCAGGAGAAGAGUGAACUGCGGAACAGUCUUCGUAAAAUGGAUGGAUGGAUUUUCUAUCAAUUCAGUUUUUACUUCAUUUCCACUGAGAAGAGAAGCUGGAGUGAGAGCAGAAGAUACUGUACAGAGAGAGGAGCAGAUCUCCUGAUCAUAAACAACCUAACGGAACAAGUCAGUGAAAGACUGUGUGUGUGAGUAUGUGUGUGUGAGUAUGUGUGUGUGUGUGUGUGUGUGUGUGUGUUUGUGUGUGUUAAAUUAAACUGCCUGUGUAUCUUCACCAAAAAUAUGUAGGAUUUGAUAUGUAAAUAAUUAGUUUAAGAAUCUUGGCCGUGGUUGAUAGGGAGGGUAGGGUCACAUGGGAUAACCUCCUUGUGGUCGCGAUUAGUGGAUUUUUACUCUCAAUGGGGCGUGUAGUAAUUUGUGCAUGGAUCGCAGAGAGUAGCAUGAGCCUCCACAUGCUGGGAGUCUCCGCAGUGUCAUACACAACGAGCCACGUGAUAAGAUGUGCAGACUUACAGUCUCAGAAGCAGAGGUAACUAAGACUUGUCCUCCACCACCCAGACUGAGGUGAGUAACUAAGUAGUGUGAAUUGGGCAUUCCAAAUUAGGGAUAAAAAAGGGGAUUUAAAAAAAAAGAAUCUUGUUGGUGUUCUACCACCAAAAUAAUUUAGGGAAAUAUAU
Xyrauchen texanus (razorback sucker) is the source of this 1433-nucleotide messenger RNA. RefSeq lists its product as uncharacterized. The coding region runs from base 217 to 948 and encodes 243 amino acids. Gene Ontology annotation, molecular function: low-density lipoprotein particle receptor activity. Gene Ontology annotation, biological process: cell death; leukocyte cell-cell adhesion; inflammatory response. The transcript is spliced from 3 exons. The record is from RefSeq and is a predicted model, not a curated record. Lineage: Eukaryota; Metazoa; Chordata; Actinopteri; Cypriniformes; Catostomidae. Gene Ontology annotation, cellular component: signaling receptor complex; plasma membrane.